Messenger RNA from Manacus vitellinus (golden-collared manakin), 725 nucleotides. RefSeq names its product probable low-specificity L-threonine aldolase 1. Lineage: Eukaryota; Metazoa; Chordata; Aves; Passeriformes; Pipridae. Gene Ontology annotation, cellular component: cytosol. Gene Ontology annotation, biological process: glycine biosynthetic process; L-threonine catabolic process. The record is from RefSeq and is a predicted model, not a curated record. The coding region runs from base 1 to 651 and encodes 216 amino acids. The transcript is spliced from 7 exons. Gene Ontology annotation, molecular function: L-allo-threonine aldolase activity.
AUGGCUCCUGUGACACAGAGGAACGUGCACUUCGGCAACCCCAUCCUGGGGGUGUCCUGGAGCACCCCGGGCCCUUACUACCAGGAGUUGCACCCCACCUCUGCCCAGCCGCUCCCACAGACCCUGGCCACCGAUUCCCGCAGGAACGUGCGCCGGGCCGCGGGGACCCUGGGGACGGAGGCGGCUCUGUUCGUGCCCACGGCCACCAUGGCCAACCUUAUUGCUGUGAUGUGCCACUGCCAGCAGAGGGGGACUCAGCUGUUCCUGGGCCAGAACGCCCACCUGCACCUCUAUGAGCAUGGUGGGGCCGCACAGGUUGCCGGUGUCCAUUCCCAAGCCCUGCCAGAUCUGCCAGACGGCACCUUCGACCUGGACCAGCUGGAGCUGACCAUCCGCGAGGCCCAUGGCAGCCGGUACCACCCACGCCCUCAGCUCAUCUGCCUGGAGAACACGCACAGCUCGGCGGGAGGCCGGGUGCUGCCCCUCACCUACCUCAGGCAGGUCCGUGAGCUCGCUGACCACUACGGGCUGCAGGUGCACAUGGACGGCGCACGGCUGAUGAAUGCGGCGGUGGCCCAGGGCGUGGAGCCUGCUCAGAUCGCCCAGCACUGUGACUCCGUGUCCCUCUGCUUCUCCAAGGCGUUGUGCUAAGAACACACCUGGCAGGCUGGAUGUGUCCCCAAGAGGGGCAGCAGGGGUGACCCCGCUGGUGGCUCUGCAGGGCC